Messenger RNA from Rubroshorea leprosula, 1594 nucleotides. The record is from the annotation of a GenBank genome assembly. Lineage: Eukaryota; Viridiplantae; Streptophyta; Magnoliopsida; Malvales; Dipterocarpaceae.
AGGAAAACAAAAUAAAGAGGUAGAAAAACAAGGAAAAAAUUCAUCACAGGGGAGGAAAUAUAAGGAAGAACUCACACCGCAAUCAAGGCCCAUGAAACCCUGGUAAGUUUGUUUCUUCUUUGGUGUUUGGCUCUCACAGAGGUUAGAACCUUAUCGGAAAUAGCAUCAAUGAAGACAAAACCACUCCUGCCGACUUUUUGUCCAACAUCAGCCGUCAUUGUUUGGUAUUAUGUCUCUGUAUUUUCCAUGACUUGAGGAUGAAGUGGUACAUGUGGAUUAUAAUAAAAGGCAAAAGCUCCAGAAAAUGUAUUGAUUAUCUUAUGGAAAAAGCAGUUCAACUGGAGUUUUAGGGUCAUUUGUUAAUCUGUCUACUGCUUUUUUUUUAACUUAGUCUUUACCCCAAAGGAUAGAGUCCGAGUGUUUUUUUCAUUACGCUGAAAUGGCACUAUCAACCCUAGGAGGUCAAUUUGAUCUUCAAAAACGGAGUACUAACUCCAACUAUAUAUUUAUGAAUCUUGCAUAUUAAUCUGGGUGUCUCUAGGCAGUUGCUUCUCUGACAUGGGUGCCUUUUAUCACGAAGAGCAACCGCGGAAUCCCAAGAGAUGCAAGUUCCUUGCUGCAGCUCUCAAGGAUGUGUUUUCUAACUGUCAUAGUUUCAACGGACGGCCACUUUCGUCUCCAGGGCCGGAGUCCUCAGAUAGUGACAUAGAAGAUGAAGAGGAAGUACUCACCAUUCACGAGUUUGGUUUCCUGGUCCACUUCCUUUUGGAUUUUCUUAUUGUUUGUUGAUUUUCUCUGCAGGUCGUGGUAUCAGAAAUUCGGAGUAGAGCAAUGGAGAAGAAGAAGCGCAGGCCUGGCAUUAAAGCAGAUAGUUUUUCCUGGGUGUUUUCUCCUUCCACUGGGGACAUAUAUAUAACCACGAAGCAAGGGAAAGGAAAAGAGAAGGACGGUGGGGAUGAGGAACGAGAAGAGUUCUUAUCUGUUAAUAGCUGUUUCUCCCUCUGUUCAAGUGAUGCAAGUGGGGAAGCUUUUCUCUCUGUGAAGACAAACUUUUCCAGGUCUUCCAGCUUGAACAGACCUGAUUCUGUGGAUUUCUUCAAGUUCAAUUUUGAAGAUUUUCGAAGGCGGUCCAUAAUUCAGGAGUUCUGCCACUGUGAAGGAUGGCCGUUUGGUCUCUGCCGAAAGUUGGUGCUGCUCCCUCCCCUGCCUAAAUCGCCAGCAGACUCUUGGUCAUGGCGUAAAGGCAGUAGACUAGCCAAGACGCCUUAUGUUUAGAAGCUAUGCUACUCUUGAUCUCGGCAGUGGAAGCAAACUAUCCUGUUCUUUAUUUACUUCAUCACUGUUUUUCCAAAAAAGGGGAAAAAAACUAUCAGAUGCUUCGACAAAGAGGAUAAUUAUGGAUUUAAAAUUGCUAAGUAAUUAUGAGAUUAAAAUUGCUAAGCUUUGCUAAAUCUUCUUUGAUCUAAAGUUCUGCUGAAUCUAGAGUGGAAGAAAAACAAUGUAUGCCUUUUUUUUUUUUGCAAAGAAGAACAGUGUUUGUAUUGAUAAGGUCAGAUUAUAUAGCAACAUUGCCUAAUAGAAGUACAUUAGCUUU